Molecule: messenger RNA, 1617 nt
Organism: Cokeromyces recurvatus
Lineage: Eukaryota; Fungi; Mucoromycota; Mucoromycetes; Mucorales; Mucoraceae
Product: peptidyl-prolyl cis-trans isomerase-like 2
Exons: 4
Coding region: 12-1592 (526 amino acids)
Biological process (GO): protein peptidyl-prolyl isomerization; protein folding; protein polyubiquitination
Cellular component (GO): catalytic step 2 spliceosome
Molecular function (GO): ubiquitin-ubiquitin ligase activity; peptidyl-prolyl cis-trans isomerase activity
Source: RefSeq, a predicted model, not a curated record
AAAAAAAAAAAAUGGGUAAAUGGACAGAUAAAUUAUAUAUUACACAUUCUGAAUGGAGUGGAGAAGUUGGACAACAUUCAGCUGCCUCAGGUAUUACUGGGAAGAGGACUUCAGAAGGCUUCAAACGCUUACCGUUUUAUUGUUGUUCACUUUCACUUCAACCAUUUGAACAUCCUGUUUGUACAUCUGAGGGUAUCAUUUUCGACUUGGUACAUAUUAUCCCUUACAUUAAAAAAUAUGGCACUAAUCCUGUUACUGGUGAAAAACUCGAGAUGAAGAACUUGAUCAAGCUCAACUUUUCCAAAAACGACAAAGAUGAGUAUUAUUGCCCAGUUACCUUUAAAGUCUUUACAGAUCAUACAGCCAUUGCAGCUAUCAAAACAACAGGCAAUGUAUAUGCAUAUGAUACAAUUGAAAAGUUAAAUAUUAAAACUAAACAUUGGAAAGAUUUGAUGACUGAUGAGCCAUUUACCAAAAAGGACAUUAUUAUGCUUCAGGAUCCACAUAAUUUAGAAAACAAAGACAUGUCCAAAUUUGAUUACUUGAAAACGAAUAAAAAAGUAAUUAAUGUAGCAGAAGAAAUUGAAAGAAGAAAACCAACGCAUAACAUAAAUGUGGCGGGUAUGGGCAAUACAAAAAAAGUCUUUGACGAAUUAGCAGCAAAAGAAACAAAGGAAGUGUCCAAAAAGGAUAAUAAAGUGCCAGUCUCAUUUCACCAAAAGAAAGAGAGUUUGCCUUAUAAUGCAGCACAUUAUACAACAGGUGAAGCAGCAGAGUCGUUCACAUCUACUGCCAUGAGUGCAUAUACCCAAGCGACGCGAGCCUUAAUCGAUGAAGAAGAAUUCAUGUAUAAACGUAUCAAAUCAAAAUCUUAUGUAAGAAUUGUCACCAACUUUGGAAACAUCAACUUGGAAUUAUUUAGUGAUAGAGUACCACGUACAUGUCAUAAUUUUGUUCAACUUGCUAAAAGUAAUUAUUAUGAUGGAGUUAAAUUUCAUAGAAACAUUAAGGGCUUUAUGAUUCAAGGUGGUGAUCCUACAGGUACUGGUAGGGGAGGCGAGUCAUUCUGGAAAAGAGAUUUUCCUGACGAAAUUAAGACAACGUUAACACAUAAUGCUCGUGGUAUCCUCAGUAUGGCUAAUAAAGGAAAGGACACCAACAGUUCACAAUUUUUUAUAACAUAUGCAGCUGCACCACAUUUAGAUGGAAAACAUACAGUCUUUGGUAAAGUUGUUGGUGGUAUGGACGUUUUAAAAAUUCUAGAAACAAUUCCAGUUGAUGAACGAGACCGUCCAGAAAGAGAAAUUAUUAUGAAACAAGUACAAGUAUUUGUAGAUCCAUUUGAGGAGUAUCAAACUAGAUUAAAAAAGAAACUUGCUCAUGAAGCAAAUGCAGAAAAAGAGGAUGAAGAAGCUAGAAGGAAGCGAGAAAAAGAAGACAAGAUGGGAUGGUUCGGACCUAGUGUGUCCAAAAGUGAAGGCGGUGUAGGCAAAUAUUUGAACACAGUAAAAAAAAGAAAAGAACCUGUGGAAAGUGAAUUAGAGUCAACAAAAAAAGUUAAAAAGACAUAUGGCAAUUUUGAUAAUUUUUAAUAAAUUAUUUGUGUACUUACAUGGA